Stylophora pistillata is the source of this 1562-nucleotide messenger RNA. RefSeq lists its product as uncharacterized. The record is from RefSeq and is a predicted model, not a curated record. Lineage: Eukaryota; Metazoa; Cnidaria; Anthozoa; Scleractinia; Pocilloporidae.
UGGUACAGAGUGAUCACCACGAUGGAUCACUGCAAUGUUUCCAAUUUUAUUUGCAAAGGCUUUUUUUUCAGCCACGUGACAAAGUCAACAUGGCAAGCUAUUGUUUAUGAUUGGUGAAAAUUGAACUCCUUUCUAAGAAAUCGAUCUGCAACGAUCGAUUCCAUGAUUCACAAAACGGUGGUAAACAUUAAUUUCCUUAUCACAAAACUCCCUCCUAAAGCACAAAGCAACUGGAGACAAUGGAGAGAGAAUCGAUGAAGGGCUACUUGUUCAACUGUGACAAAACAUGUGAACUAGAAAAAGUAGAAACACUUCUGAUUGAAAUGGAAGAGAAGCACAACAUGAAGAUCGAUGUUGAAAAGUUAUAUUUUGGAUUGAGAAGCAUGUCUGAAAUUUGCGACACUAAGAUUCCGCUGUUAGAAAUGAGUUUUGCCGUUUUCGUGGUCCAUGCAAAUGAAUCUCGUCUCUCGAUCAACGAAGAAAAUGCUGGAAUUGGUUACGCCAAGUUCUACAAAGCAUUAUUGAAAGCCACGGGAGACAAAGUGUUGAUAGUAAUCGCAGGAGACACGAAUUACUUAGAUGAAAACGAAGAGGAACAGUCUUUGAUCUCACGCUGGGCACGAAGAAAAGUGGCCUCGCAGUUUGAUGACGAGUAUCUUGAUGGAAGGAAAAGUUUUAUUUUGUCUUGGAACAAAGAGCACCGAGCGAUCCACCAGCAGGCACUUCUACACUUCUUUGAUCCAAACAAGAAAGGACAGAAGUUUCAAUAUCGACCAAAACCAAAGCUUACCCCUGAGCCCCAGGUCACCUCGUCAGCAGCCGCUCCAAGAGAGGAUGAUAUGGUUUUAGAAGAAGGCGAUCUUGAUCCACUUGUGGAGAAUGAUGAAGUGAAUAUCGAGAAUGAAAGGCGAAACCGCUAUGGAGCAAUCUCCUCAGUCACUGCUCUAGUAAACUACCCAAAAGGAACCGUGCUGCUUAAGACGCGCCUGCGAUAUGGAGAAGUCUCUCUUGAAGGGAAAGAUGUCGUGGAAUGGCAGGAAGAGUGGCAGCCAUCUGAAAUGAAUGCUCUGGACCUGGAAGAAAAGUGGAACUUGGUCCCUGAUGCUGAGGUGCAGUUCACUGCCGAUGGCGAUGGCGGGGCCAGCUGCGUCGUAAAAAUGAAUCGUUGGCAAAAAUUUAAGUAUUAUAUGUGGAGUAUCUUUAAUUGCAUGAAAACAUGUAUAUGCGCAGUUGGGAUGUUUGUAUACAGUCUCAUCAGGUCUUGCUACCACUGGAUUAGAGCUAAAUUCUAAGGAGAAGUAACUCAUGUAAUCAAUAAAUGCAACUGAGCAACACCAGUUGAUAAUCAGGUCAGGCAAAAGGAAAACAUUAUGAAAGUGAGCGCACAGUCCAAUAUGCAUGCAGGCAUUUAAUAUCUAGCUAUGACAGUAAGUUCAAGCCCCAUAAAGAUCUUCUGAGUUUUCAAACUUAUUUAUUCUUCAGAUCCUGUAGCACGGAUGGUAGUGAAAUAUUCUCAGGUGUAACAAUACAAAGAAAUUAAAUUCAAGCAUCGUAAAGUAGAA